Molecule: messenger RNA, 876 nt
Organism: Penicillium arizonense
Lineage: Eukaryota; Fungi; Ascomycota; Eurotiomycetes; Eurotiales; Aspergillaceae
Exons: 4
Coding region: 1-876 (291 amino acids)
Source: RefSeq, a predicted model, not a curated record
AUGUCACAGCCGGCCAGUUCUCCACUAAGGGCUGGCUCCCCAGAAAAAGCGGCAGUUCGGGAGAACCCAUCCCACUACCUGCACUCAAAUCGAAAGAACAUCAAGGAGAAUGUAUUAUCUACUGCCUUCAAAACUCUGGCUUUCGCUACAGACAUGUUGACUGCUCAGGCAACCACAACAGCUCAGGCGGAUAAGGCUGCCCCUCCUUGGUUCUCAACGCCUAGAACAAACACGGCGACUGGCGCGACUGACUUCUUCAAGAAUGGCUAUUACAUCUUCAAGGGUGCUGUCUCCAAGGAGAAGGCCACUGUGUACUAUUACAAGAAGUCCCUCGACUGGUUGCAGUCGUUUGACAAUGGUUUCCACCUCAACGGCAAGGAAACAUGGACAAAGGAGCAUCUGCCCCAGAGCUUCAAGAACAUAGAUCUCUCUUGUGUCCAGGGUCUGAUAAAUCUGGCCAUUGCUGGUCCCAAGGACGGCGGUCUUUUGCUCGCAAUUGGUUCAUCGGUCCUCUUCGAGGAGUACUUCGAUACCAAUGGCACUCGUCCUCGCUUGAGCAAUGAAGCCAAGCAUCAUGAUCUCUACCGUUUCCAGCCAGAUGAAAUUGAGCGGAUUGAGUCUGAGCAGAUCCGCAGCGUUCUUUACGUCUGCAUGAUGCCGAGGGCCUUGGCCUCACCGGAAGAUUUGGCCUUGAAGAAAGAUAUCUUCGAGAAGUACGAGGCAACCACCCACUGGCCUCACUGCAAUAUCUGGCGUCAGGGCAAGGCUCAGAAAGAUGGAAAACGGGAUCCACUGGAGCGGGAUGAGCCUCUUGAGAAGCCGGUCGUGACGGACCAGAUCCUUCACCUUGCUGGUAUCCAGCCUUACAAUGACUAG